Funneliformis caledonium is the source of this 2397-nucleotide messenger RNA. Lineage: Eukaryota; Fungi; Glomeromycota; Glomeromycetes; Glomerales; Glomeraceae. The record is from the annotation of a GenBank genome assembly.
AUGGCCUACAAAUAUUCAGCUACGGAUCAAAUUGCUUCGAAUGAAGCUUCAUAUGGUGAUAAAAGGUCCCGAAAAGUAAAAACUGAUUAUAAAGACUCUGAUUCGAUAUAUAAUUCAGGAAAAUCUGAAAAUAAGGACAGAAGAUAUUCUCGGUCAUUCAUAAGUGUAGGCAAAAAGGAUUUGCGCAAUCUCGCGAUACUUAUAUUAGUUGCAUUCAUUGUGAGAUUAUAUCGAAUCGACCAACCUACUUCAGUGGUAUUCGAUGAAGUACAUUUUGGUGGGUUUGCAACAAAAUACAUAAGAGGAAGGUUUUUUAUGGAUGUACAUCCACCAUUAGCAAAGUUACUUAUCACGCUUGCUGGUUUAUUGGGAGGUUUCGAUGGAAGCUUUGAUUUUAAAGAAAUUGGCAAGGAUUAUUUGGAACCUAAAGUACCAUAUGUAGCAAUGCGUCUAAUGCCCGCUUCUCUGGGGAUUUUCCUAAUACCAAUUUCUUAUUUAACCAUUAAGUUAUCAGGAUUUAGUAGUGCUGCAUCAUUCUUAGUAGCUACCUUAAUAAUAUUUGAAAAUGGAUUGGUAACUCAAAGUAGGCAUAUUUUAUUGGACGCACCUCUUGUUGCUUUCACUGGUUUUACAAUAUUAAUGUGGGUGAAAUUUCAUAACGAACAAAGGAGACCUUUUCAAUUUCGUUGGUGGGUUUGGAUGGCAAUGACUGGUGUAGGACUCGGACUUACAGUGAGUUGUAAAUGGGUUGGACUUUUUACAAUUGCUCAUAUUGGUGUCUCAACAAUAAAGGGUUUAUGGGAUUUACUUGGUGAUUCAAGAAUAACGUUGACUCAAUGGGCAAAACAUUUUUUCGCCCGAGCAAUAUGCUUAAUUGUGAUUCCAGUAUCAUUGUAUUGUUUAUUUUUUGCUAUACAUUUUGCAAUCUUACAACGUAGCGGUGAUGGAGAUGGAUUUAUGAGUUCUGAAUUUCAACAUACUUUGCAAGGACAUGGCAUGCAAGAUAUGCCAAUAGACGUUGCAUUUGGUUCGCAGAUAUCUAUUAAACAUGUUAAUACACAUGGAGGAUAUUUACACUCUCAUAAGCACAAUUAUCCUGGAGGUAGCACACAACAACAGGUCACCUUAUAUCCACAUAAAGACGACAAUAAUUUCUGGGUUUUACAAAAUCAAACCGAUCCCGAAGUAUCAUACAACGAAAUUGUUCCUAAUUGGGUUCGUAACGGUGAUAUAAUUCGGCUUGAACAUAUCAUGACUUUCAAGAGGUUACAUAGUCACGAUGUAAGGCCUCCAGUUACUGAUGUAGAAUUUCAGAAUGAAGUCAGUGCUUAUGGUUAUCAAGGAUUUGAGGGAGAUGCAAAUGACUUUUGGCGUGUAGAGAUUGCAGAACAUGAUAAAUCAGAUCCUGAAUCUAAAGAGCGCCUUCGUACACUUCACACAAAAUUCCGACUUCAACACACUAUUACAGGUUGUUAUUUAUUUUCCCAUUCCGUAAAAUUGCCUGAUUGGGCUUAUGGUCAGCAAGAGGUUACGUGUAUAAAGGGCGGAAGUUAUCCGAAUACACUUUGGUAUAUUGAGGCAAAUUCGCAUCCAAAACUUCCGGAAGACUCUGAGAAAGUGAAUUAUAGGAGACCAGGAUUCUUUAGAAAGUUAAUUGAAAUUAAUAAAGUGAUGUGGAAUACAAAUUCUGGACUAACGGAAUCUCACCCUUAUGACUCUCAUCCGUCUUCUUGGAUUUUCAUGAGACGUGGAAUUAACUUCUGGGGUAAAGAACACCGUCAGAUUUAUUUAAUAGGGAAUCCAUUAACAUGGUGGUCUUCUACAUUUGCCUUAUUUAUAUUUAUUGUUGCAAAAUCUGUUUUAAUCCUGAGAGCAAAAAGAGGUUAUAAGGAUCAUUUAAACUCGACUAUAGUACAUUUUGAUUCCAAUGCGAGUUUCCUUUUUGUUGGAUGGUUCCUUCAUUAUUUUCCAUUCUUUUUAAUGAAACGACAACUUUUCUUACAUCAUUAUUUCCCAUCAUUAUAUUACGCCAUUUUACUUAUUGGUAUAGGAUUUGAUUUAUUUACGAUUCGAUUAAAAAAAAGGGAACGUUACAUAGCAGCCACAAUAUUUUUAUUAGCAGUAAUAUAUUUUUUUUCAAUAUUUUCCCCGAUGGCUUAUGGUAAUCCAUGGAUAAAAAGUGAAUGUCAAAGUGCUAAAUGGUUAAAUACUUGGGACUUUAAUUGUGAUCAACAUUUUGAUACUUAUGACCAAUUUUAUAAUGAAGAUUUAAAAAAUGUAGAUCAAGCAAAUAUUAUAACAAAAACUGAAGAUUCUAUAUCACUUGAUGAUAAUAAUCAAAAGGAACCACACAACGUAUCAAAAGAUGAUAGUAAAUUAAGGAAUAUUAGUAAAUGA